Molecule: messenger RNA, 2327 nt
Organism: Oryzias latipes (Japanese medaka)
Lineage: Eukaryota; Metazoa; Chordata; Actinopteri; Beloniformes; Adrianichthyidae
Gene: grtp1a
Product: growth hormone regulated TBC protein 1a
Biological process (GO): regulation of GTPase activity
Molecular function (GO): small GTPase binding; GTPase activator activity
Source: RefSeq, a predicted model, not a curated record
ACGAGAAUCACGUGAAAGCCGCAUUAAGUCUCAUUGAGGCGGUUGUCCCGCGUGCCAUAUCUUCCAUGAAGAACACCGGCCAUGAAGACUGAUCGAUUCACAACAACCGUUCGGGAGGGAAAAAAAAAAACAGCGUGCGGGGUCUUUGUUGACUUUUUGAAGUUGUCUCUACGGAAACGUUAGCCACACCGGGCGGAGCUGGGAGCCGCAGCAGGUGCUUGUGAUAUACAGCGAUAAACUUCGAGGCACUUUUUCCUCUCCACAGAUCAUCAGUGGAUCGGAAAAGCUGUGGGGUCGACAAACGUUUAUCACGUUGUGGAUUUGGUCAAACUUGGGAGACGCACAGGAAUGUUUUUCCCAACUAGAGCUUCUUGGAAGUUGUGUUUUCCCAGGAAAGAUCAGCCUCUUGUUCCGUUUUUUCAUCUCGUAAACAUGAGUGAGCGUUCAAGAAAACUUACUCCAACUAGGUCUACGGGGCACCUAUGAAAUAGUAGCAUUUAGGAGUUGGAUCAAACGCACGGUUGGCGCAAGCUGGAAUAUUUAAGCAACUUUUCCAGGUCGUUACUGGAGCAGAAGAAACCAUGGAGAAAAGCAAGUCGACCAACGGAACCCAGGUUUUAGCCGCGAGCAGAGCUCAGGACAGAGUCGACAGACUGGACCCGUACGGUUUUGAGCGUUCAGUGGACUUUGACUAUGCGUCCUAUGAGGAGCUGAUGUCAGAGUAUUUGGUGGUGCUCACCCGCCGGUCUAUUAAGUGGUCCAAACUCUUGAAGGGCAAAGGAAAGGUGCAGAAGAAUGUCAAAUUGAAACGGUACGUACGGAAGGGGAUUCCCAAUGAGCACCGGGCUUUGGUCUGGAUGGCAGCCAGUGGGGCUCAGGACCAGCUUGAGAAGAACCCUGGUUAUUACCAGUCCAUGCUGGAAGCUCAGCAUGACCCCAAACUAGUGGAGACCAUCAGAACAGAUCUCCACAGAACAUUUCCAGACAACGUGCAUUUCCGCAAGACGUCCAACCCGUGUUUGCAGAAAGCUCUGUACAACGUGCUGCUGGCCUAUGGUCACCACAACCCAGCUGUGGGUUACUGCCAGGGGAUGAACUUCAUAGCGGGGUAUCUCCUGAUCAUCACAAAAGAUGAAGAAAAGUCUUUCUGGCUGAUGGAUGCAUUGCUUGGGAAAAUCUUACCAGAUUACUACACUCCAGCCAUGCUGGGACUGAAAGCUGACCAGGAGGUUUUGGGGGAACUGGUGAAAGUUAAAACCCCCCGUGUCUGGCAGGUUAUGUCUGACCAUAAUGUCAUGUGGACCCUUGUGGUCUCUCGAUGGUUCAUUUGUCUCUACAUAGACAUCUUACCUGUAGAGACAGUUCUGCGCAUUUGGGACUGCCUUUUCUACGAGGGCUCUAAAAUCCUGUUCCGUGUCGCUCUGACGGUGAUCCACCACAACCAGGCUCUGAUUGAAAAGGCCCAGUCCCUGCCAGACGUCUGCCAAGCUUUCAAGGAGAUUGUCCGCGGACCAUUAGUGGACGAGUGUCACACAUUCAUGCAGAAAAUCUUCAGUGAACCCGGAAGCCUCUCCAAGGCCACGCUGACCAAACUGCGGACGACGUGUCGAGCUCGAAUCGUCGCUGAAGAAUCCUGAUCUUAUAGCAGCCUGUUUGCACAUUUAACUUUGGAACCGAGUCACUGUUAACCUCGUCUUAAAAUCUUCUCAAGAAAAGUGAAGUAUAAGCUGAUCAUUUCAAAUGAUUUAAAAAUAUAUUUGACUUCAAUGUGGAAUCAAGCACUUUAGUCCAGGAUGUAUUAGAUGCCAUCAAGGGGAAUCAAACGCUAGCUAUGAAGAACUUAUUCUGUGAUCUUCUCUGAGUAACUGAAGAGUUGACAGAGUCAUUUUUGAAUUUCAAAUAGAUGCUUAGAAGAUGGUCUGUAAAUAUUCAAGUAGUGCUUUAGCUAAGUGUUUCUUUAUAAUGUGACUGUGCUAACCUUUACCACUUUACUCCUCUGGAGAGCACUGAUUCUAGCUGAGGAUUGUGUGAUGAAAUGCACAGUUGAUUAAAAAGAGCAAAUGAUUCAUUCACAAGUCUUAAAUUUACAUUUUAUUCAGUUGGAGUAAUCAUGAUAGAAAACAAGACCAAGCAUUUUCUAGAAAAAUAAAGGUUCACGUCGCAGUUUUUCCCCCCCAACAUUUCUUCUGAAGGAAAAGCAUCCGUGCACUGACUGCAUGUGGCCUCAACACGGGAUUUUAAAGUUGCACUAAAAAAAAAAAAACUUUGAGCAGUUUAUACAGACUUUCAAGACUGAUCAGCAUUUGAAAACGGAAACAUCAAAACAC